This is a messenger RNA of Suillus plorans, 477 nucleotides long. RefSeq lists its product as uncharacterized. Lineage: Eukaryota; Fungi; Basidiomycota; Agaricomycetes; Boletales; Suillaceae. The record is from RefSeq and is a predicted model, not a curated record. The transcript has 2 exons. Bases 1 to 477 code for a protein of 158 amino acids.
AUGGACUCAGAUGAACCUGAAGUCCUGGAGCAAAUUCCGCCACCUCCCGAGACCAUAUGGCAAGGGUAUAACGAGCUUGGCCACUACACUCACAUUGUUCUCCGUACUCAGCUCGGUGAUAGCGCAAGGCUUAAUGCCGCCAAGAGGGAAUCUGAUACUGAGACGCCGGAAAAUUUAACGAAGAAUGUUAAUGUUCUGUCAGAGAACGAGUUGCUUACCAUUCAGACCAGCAUACAUGAUAUGGUUAGUGCCCUCGAUGAUGCUGUUCAUCUCUCAGCAGACCCUCCGGACCACGACUCGCCUCAACUCUCCCGGGCCCACACAGCUUAUACUGGUCGACGAGGAAGACCGCGGAUAGAUAUUGAACUUGAGCUCCUCGAAAUUGCAUUGAGCAUGCGUGGCUCAACCCAUCUAGCAUCUGCGGAGGAAUGUCGGUGCUUCGAAGUGAGAUUUGGUUCGAGUCAGCUGUCUUCUUGA